This is a messenger RNA of Melitaea cinxia (Glanville fritillary), 1050 nucleotides long. Its product is annotated as ommochrome-binding protein-like. Lineage: Eukaryota; Metazoa; Arthropoda; Insecta; Lepidoptera; Nymphalidae. The transcript is spliced from 2 exons. The record is from RefSeq and is a predicted model, not a curated record. Bases 48 to 902 code for a protein of 284 amino acids. Gene Ontology annotation, molecular function: protein binding.
UCACAAUUGCUUUAUACUUUCAUCGGUUAAACGCCAAUCACUUAACUAUGAAAAUACUCGGGCUAUUUGUACUUUUUGCAUAUUCUGUUGUGGCGAGAGUUAUUGACGAGACAUGUGAUGAAGUCAUCGUUCACAAUAUACACCACAAUAAAGAAAUAAUAAAAGAAGGCAUAAACAGUGCAUAUCAAUUAGCUAUCGACUAUGACAGAAAUAUGUUAUUUUUCAGUUAUUCCAAAGAUGACGCUGGAUCAAUGUUUAGUUCGGCAUAUAUUAACCUCAAAACUAAUGAAUACAAAGAGAUUGAGGGUAUUAAUGGCGGAUUUGCUAAUGCAGUUGAUGGCCAGACAAAAACAGUUUACUUAGGUGGAAAUGAUGGUAUAUAUAAAUUUGAUUACGAAACCGGUAAAGCAACACAUAUCGAUGGUGUAAAUGAUAACACUUGGCAAAUAUUUAUAAAAAAGGAUAUUUAUUAUACAACUUAUCCAGAUGAGUAUGUGUAUGUCUAUAAAAAUGGUCAGUCACAAAGAGUGCCUGAAAUGCUUGAAACAAAAGCCAUGUUGGUCGCUUUAGAUAACAAUGACAAUAUAUACUUUUCGAAUUCAUCUGGUCUCUUUGUACAUAAAAAGGUUAAAAAUUAUGUAGUUUUCCUGGGCGAGUACAAUCUAAACAGCAUAACAAAUGACAUAAAUGGUAAUUUAUUCUUCUCCACUCCAAAAGGUGUAUAUUUUAUCGACGACGAAAGUAAACAAGUCAAGAAACUAGUUUCAAUUGACAAUAUUUAUGGUGUCGUGGUUGAAAAAGACGGAAAUAUAAUUUACGCUUCACAAGAUAGCAUUGUCAGACUAAAACCAUCCAAAACAAAUUGCGUUGUUAAUGAAAAACGUAGCGUUGAUGUGAUUUAAGAAUUAUUGUAAACCUAUAAUUACGUGAUAAUUUUCUUUGAACUUUUAAAACUAUGUGUUAUGAGAUAGAGGCUGAUUUAUUCUCUUGUUUUUAUUGAAAUUAUUCAAUUAAUAAAGUAGUAUUUAUUAAUUACCAUUUAAAAAUAGA